Messenger RNA from Schistocerca americana (American grasshopper), 3646 nucleotides. RefSeq names its product E3 ubiquitin-protein ligase Su(dx) (gene Su(dx)). The coding region runs from base 430 to 3054 and encodes 874 amino acids. NCBI's taxonomy places the organism in Eukaryota, Metazoa, Arthropoda, Insecta, Orthoptera, Acrididae. The record is from RefSeq and is a predicted model, not a curated record. The transcript has 15 exons. Gene Ontology annotation, molecular function: ubiquitin protein ligase activity; protein binding. Gene Ontology annotation, biological process: ubiquitin-dependent protein catabolic process.
GUCACGAGUGGAUAGUGGAAGAUACCGUCGGAAGUCAAGUGGAAAAAAGUCAAAAAUUUUCAGUUGAAUUUUGCUAAUGCGUUACGUAGGGAAUGUUAAGUGUAACGUAAACGACAUGUAAUAGAAUUUGUAUUCUCACAGCCUGAUUAGAAAGCAAUGCAAGCCAGCAGUAUUUUGAUAGUAAAUGUCAACACAAACGUAUCCUAUGUCAAACUAUGUUUCGUAAAGCAUUUCAGCUGAUAACAGUGACGGUGAUACGUUUGAAACAGUGGGAUUGGCCGAAAGACAAGGUGUAAGCGAGUGGCUGUGUAAAAGCCGAUGUAAAACUAAGUACUGUGUGUACUAAAUGAAGGAAGACGUAAAUGCAGAGAGAUCUGGAUAUGUUUAUCGUGUAAACGGUUCCUGAAAGGAGUAUUGGAUAUAUUGAGAAUGUCUGACUCUGCUUCUCCUGGCUACCAUCAGUUAAGUGUCACAAUUGAAUGUGCUCAUCUUCGUGGAAACAGUAGCUUCUUGAAACCUAAUCCCUAUGUAGAGCUCUCUGUCGAUGAGAAGACUCCAAGAAAGACAGAAGUAGUGAGAAACACAUAUCAACCAAGGUGGAAUGAAGAGUUCACAGUGUUGGUUACUCCUCAGUCACAGCUUCACUUUAGGCUUUUGGAUCACAGCACAUUUCGCAAAGAUGCAGUCAUAGGAGAGAAGCAGCUCAGUCUUUUUGAAAUCCUUACACACUACAAUGGAAAAUGUGAGAAUUUAGAACUUACUGUAGACAUGAUGAGUGAAACUAAACAUGAUACCCAACCAGUAAAAGUAGGUGAUCUUGUCAUGGUAUUAAAUGGCAUGCGUGUUGAUAUGAGUACUCAACUAGCCAAUGUUCAGCAAGAAAACCACACAAGGAGUCUUACAACUGCAUCAACAGGGCAACCAAAUAAUGAUCCACCUGGAGCAAACAGGAGUAUUCUCAAUGGUGGUGUACGUGCAAGAACUCGUCAGCAAGGGAGCGAGAAUCCUUUGCCUGGUUCAUCAAGUAGAAGCAGUGCUCAUUCAGUUUCAGGUUCCAAUUCAAUUACUCCAUCAAGCCCUCCAUCAGCAGCCACAAUAAAUGGAACAUCAGUGCAAGUACCAUCUGGAGGUGCAUCUGUUUCGGGACCACCUGCACUGUCAGCGGUACCAGCACUCCCCACCAUGAAUGGUGUGUCAGCAGUUAAUGGCAUGCCUAGUCCUAAUCCAGUUGGUGUACCACUUGGACAGCCAGCAAAUGGUGGCAUUGAAGCACCCACACAGAGGGGUCAAGCUGUAGGAGUUGAAGAGCCAUUACCUGCAGGGUGGGAAAUGAGGUACGAUGUGUACGGUCGGCGUUACUACGUUGAUCACAACACACGCAGCACUUCUUGGGAGCGUCCGCAGCCUUUACCCCCAGGUUGGGAAAUCCGAAGAGAUCCUCGAGGUCGUAUAUACUAUGUAGAUCACAAUACACGCACCACAACUUGGCAGCGACCGAACUCAGAGAGGCUGCAGCAUUUUCAGCAUUGGCAAGGAGAGCGUGCACAUGUUGUGCAGCAAGGCAAUCAGCGCUUUCUUUAUCCCCAGCAUACAUCAGGUGCGGCAUCAACAGUUGAUUCGGAAGAAGACAAUCUUGGUCCUCUUCCAGCUGGAUGGGAGAAAAGGGUGCAACCUGAUGGUCGUUGCUACUUUGUCAACCACAAGAACCGCACUACUCAGUGGGAGGAUCCUCGUACUCAAGGACAGGAAGUUGGAGCUGAUGAAGCGGCUCUCCCACCAGGUUGGGAAAUUCGAUUAACGGAAGAUGGUGUCCGUUACUUUGUUGAUCAUAACACAAGAACAACAACAUUCCAAGACCCUCGACCUGGAGCUCCAAAGGGGCCAAAAGGUGUAUAUGGUGUGCCCAAGGCAUAUGAAAGAUCUUUCAGGUGGAAACUUGGACAGUUUCGGUACCUGUGUCAAAGCAAUGCACUUCCUAGUCAUAUCAAAAUAACAGUAACUCGCCAAACAUUAUUUGAAGAUUCUUAUCAUCAGAUUAUGAGGCUACCUGCUUAUGAACUCAGAAGACGACUUUACAUUAUUUUUAGAGGAGAAGAAGGUCUUGAUUAUGGUGGCGUUUCCAGAGAAUGGUUCUUUUUGUUGUCACAUGAAGUACUGAAUCCAAUGUAUUGUCUUUUUGAAUAUGCAAACAAGAACAAUUACAGUCUACAAAUAAAUCCAGCUUCAUAUGUAAAUCCAGAUCACUUACUAUACUUCAAAUUUAUUGGUCGUUUCAUAGCAAUGGCUCUUUAUCAUGGACGUUUCAUUUAUUCUGGAUUUACAAUGCCAUUUUAUAAGAGAAUGUUAAAUAAAAAGUUGACAAUGAAGGACAUUGAAUCAAUAGACCCAGAAUUCUACAAUUCACUUGUUUGGAUUAAAGAUAACAACAUUGAAGAAUGUGGCCUAGAACUCUAUUUCAGUGUCGAUUUUGAAAUUUUGGGUCAAGUAAUACACCAUGAACUGAAAGAAAAUGGUGACAAGAUCCGUGUUGUUGAAGAAAAUAAAGAAGAAUACAUGAGGCUGAUGACAGAAUGGAGAAUGACACGUGGCAUUGAAGAACAGACCAAAGCAUUCCUGGAUGGUUUCAGUGAAGUGGUACCUCUUGAAUGGUUAAAAUAUUUUGAUGAACGUGAACUGGAGCUGAUGCUCUGUGGUAUGCAGGAAAUUGAUGUCGAUGAUUGGCAACGUAAUUCAAUUUAUCGGCAUUAUACCAGAAACAGCAAACAAGUUGUAUGGUUUUGGCAGUUUGUCAGAACAACAGACAAUGAGAAACGGGCAAGACUGCUUCAGUUUGUCACUGGUACCUGCAGAGUUCCUGUUGGAGGUUUUGCUGAACUCAUGGGGAGUAAUGGUCCACAGAGAUUCUGUAUUGAAAAGGUAGGCAAGGAAACAUGGCUGCCAAGAUCUCACACUUGCUUUAAUCGACUUGAUCUCCCGCCAUAUAAGAGUUAUGAUCAACUUGUUGAAAAGCUGAAUUACGCUAUUGAAGAAACUGAAGGUUUUGGACAGGAAUAGUAAAAGUGCCUACAGUGCUACAAAAUGUCCAAUUUAAACCCGGUACCAAAAUAAUUUUGAUGAUACAUGCGUGCACAGUUAUGUUCAUGCAAUACUAUCAUGUUGUUGCAUAUUUUAUGACUUUGUAAUAUUGUAUAAUGUAUAAUUAAUUGUCCAGAGGUGUACAGAAAGUAAUAUGUCAAAUGUUAAAUAUGUGGAGACUAUAAUUAAAUCUUUUACAUAAAAGUGUACCUGCUGUGUGUGUGUGUGUGUGUGUGUGUGUGUGUGUAAAUAAGUGUGUAACUAUUGAUGAUUGCUGUGUGUACAGAUUAUGUAAUGUAAAAUAUUCCAGUGAUGCAUUUUAAGAUGAAAGAACUGUUACUUGAUUCUGUGAUUAUUGCACUGAUAUAUAUUAGCCAGAUGUUGUAACAUAUUUUCAUGUGUAGAUAGUGAUAAGGUUUCCCAUAUAAAUAUGAACAUAUGAAAUAUCUGUUGUACAUUACUAAAAAAUGAACAUUUUAAAUGAUAAAAAUUUGUGAAUAUUAUUAAUAUCAGGUUAAUAAAAAGUGCCUUUCAGUUUCGGCUGGUACUGAAAGCAGUCGUGUGUACUUUA